This is a messenger RNA of Vairimorpha ceranae, 624 nucleotides long. Its product is annotated as integral membrane metal-binding protein. NCBI's taxonomy places the organism in Eukaryota, Fungi, Microsporidia, Nosematidae. Gene Ontology annotation, biological process: endoplasmic reticulum tubular network organization. Bases 1 to 624 code for a protein of 207 amino acids. The record is from RefSeq and is a predicted model, not a curated record. Gene Ontology annotation, cellular component: endoplasmic reticulum tubular network. The transcript has a single exon.
AUGGGAAAUGUUGUGUCGAAGAAGAAAUCUACACGUGAUGUAUUAAAAAAUCUUGACAAAAUGAUUAUUAAAUUUGAGAAUAACAAGAAAUCGAUUGUUAAAUCCCAGUCCACUGCAAAUUGUUUAACUUUUUAUGUAUUUUUCAUUUUACUAACCUUGUCUUUGAUAUAUGCUUUUUGUGACGAACAAAGUUUAGUUUUAUUUGCAAUCUUUCCAAUUAUUUCAGUAUGUCUUUUAAAAUUUGCUUUAUCUGUUUUUUACAAUUGGCGUUUAGAAAAUAUUUUACUGAAAUUAGAAGAUUUGAGAGAGCAGCAAAAAGAAUAUAUUAAAAUUCUUAAAGAAGAGGAUGAUUAUAAAGCUACAAUGGAAUUACUAGAAAAAUAUGAGGGAAGUACUUUACGCAAUACGUCAUUCAGCAGAUUGUCACAAAAGAAACCCAAUGUAAUUGAAAAAGUAGCUGACAUUGUUUUGGGGGAUGACCCAACAAAAAUGUAUGCAUUGAUUUGCGCUCACUGUCAUUAUCAUAAUGGAAUGGUACAUCCUGAGGAUAGGAUGACAGAAUAUAUUUGUUAUAAUUGUGGAACUAAAAACAAGAGAACUUUUUCUUCAAACAAAGAGUUGUAA